Molecule: messenger RNA, 2045 nt
Organism: Clupea harengus (Atlantic herring)
Lineage: Eukaryota; Metazoa; Chordata; Actinopteri; Clupeiformes; Clupeidae
Gene: mpg
Product: N-methylpurine DNA glycosylase
Biological process (GO): base-excision repair
Molecular function (GO): alkylbase DNA N-glycosylase activity; DNA binding
Source: RefSeq, a predicted model, not a curated record
UACGACUAUUAUGAUUGUUGUAGUAGUAGUAGUAGUAAGAAGCAGCAGUAGAAAAUGUGAUAUAAUUUGUAUGGAUCACAGUUGAGCACGGGCCCUUUAAGAACAUAUCCCAGCAUGCAUUGCAAACACAAAAACAAACAUAACCUAUGUAAAGCAAGGAAGGAUGCGUUUUGAAUGAAGUUCAGUCGUUCAAACUCGUUGAUGUAUCCAAAAUCUGGUUUGUUAGUUCAAUGACAUUAAGAUACAAUUAUAAUGAGUUAUAAUUAUCAGACGUUAAUUAACCCAUUCAAUGUAAAAAAAAAAAAAAAAAACGGCUUGGCUUUGCUACUAUAACUUGCUGAUAGCAUGCAAGAGAUAAGAAUGUGUUCAGUUUUCACUGAAACUGAACACAAUAACGUCUAGCAAAGAGACUAGGAGACGCAGAUCCUUACCGGUUACAGUUAGGCUAUAAUAUGCACGAAUCACAGCUGUGUUAGCCAGGCAGUCAGUAAUGAUAGAAGAGUGGGUUUGUUUAUAACUUUACAAUUUAUUUGAAGAAUAACGUUAGUUCACCUUGUGUGGGAAGGUAAGAAACGUUAGCCUAUUUAUUAAAAUAUCUUAGCCUUUUGUAGACAUGCUAGCACGCAAGCGAAAAACGGCCUCACUUGCAACGGAACAGGAGGCUGAUAAUCAGGCGAGUGGUAAGCAGUGUAUGGCCCAAUCAAAUGGGGGCGGUACUGAGCAAGAUAUAGUCCAACGUGAAUUUAAGAGUCAGUACUUUUCAUGUAAAAGUGAUAACCUCAAACUGGGAGAAGACUUUUUCAACCAGCCCUGUGUCUGCUUAGCCAAAGCCCUUCUCGGUAAGGUGCUGGUGAGGCGUUGUGCUGAUGGGCUGGAGCUCAGGGGGAGGGUGGUGGAGACUGAGGCUUACCUGGGGGGCGAAGACAAGGCCUCGCACUCAGCCUGCGGGAAGCGCACGGAGCGCAAGCUGGCCAUGUUCAUGAAGCCUGGCACCAUUUACGUCUACCCAAUCUACGGCAUCUACCUCUGCAUGAACAUCUCCAGCCAGGGGGAGGGUGCGGCUGUGCUGCUGCGAUCGCUGGAGCCCCUGCAGGGCCACGCUGUGAUGAGGCGACUCCGGGGGGCCCGCAGGAAAGAGAGCUCGCGGCCCCUGAAGGAAAAGGAGCUCUGCAACGGCCCCUCUAAGCUGUGCCAGGCCCUGGAUGUCCCCCGGGCCUUUGACCGCAGAGACCUGGCAGACGACCCAGACGUGUGGCUGGAGAGAGACCCUGAGGAGAGGCCGCUGCAGGAGGGGGAGAUGGUGACCUCCAGACGCGUCGGCAUCCAGUCCCACGGGGAGUGGGCAGCCAAGCCACUGCGCUUCUACCUGCGGGGGCACCCCUGUAAACUGGAGCCUCCAGCAGCCUAUGGGCAUCAGACGAGACCAGCGGACUCUGGGCAUCAGACGAGGCCAGUGAACUCUGGGCGUGAGCUGAGACCAGCGGACUCUGGGCGUGAGCUGAGACCAGCGGACUCUGGGCAUCAGACGAGGCCAGUGAACUCUGGGCGUGAGCUGAGACCAGCGGACUCUGGGCGUGAGCUGAGACCAGCGGACUCUGGGCGUGAGCUGAGACCAGCGGACUCUGGGCAUCAGACGAGGCCAGUGAACUCUGGGCGUGAGCUGAGACCAGCGGACUCUGGGCGUGAGCUGAGACCAGCGGACUCUGGGCGUGAGCUGAGACCAGCGGACUCUGGGCGUGAGCUGAGACCAGCGGACUCUGGGCGUGAGCUGAGACCAGCGGACUCUGGGCGUGAGCUGAGACCAGCGGACUCUGGGCGUGAGCUGAGACCAGCGGACUCUGGGCGUGAGCUGAGACCAGUGGUUCUGACCAGACCAGUGACUCCUGAGCUGUUUUCAGCUGGUCUAAUUGGAGAGGAGAGCUGGGAGUGUUCUUUGUUUGCUGAAAAAAAAAAAUAUCAGACAUUAGAAUGUGUGUGUGUGUGUGUGUGUUUUCCUUGUGAAAAUAAGAUGUUCUUCUAAGUCUCCAAUAAAAAAUUAAGUACAA